Styela clava is the source of this 1904-nucleotide messenger RNA. RefSeq lists its product as uncharacterized. NCBI's taxonomy places the organism in Eukaryota, Metazoa, Chordata, Ascidiacea, Stolidobranchia, Styelidae. The record is from RefSeq and is a predicted model, not a curated record.
GCACUAGAAAUAUUAUGUUGAGAGUUCUAAUUCAAACUGGAACUAGUCUAAUGUUGAGUAUGUUAUGUGAGGAAGACAUAAUAAUAAAAUAUUUGUUCAAUUGAAAUUUGAGCAAAAAAGACGGGAACUUUUACAUUUGAAGUGUCCUAAAACAUAUAUGGCUGUGGCUUUGGUUUUAUAUAUAUAAGUAAUGAAUCGAGUCGGAUGUAUUUUCCUGUUUUUUUUGGGACUGAUAUUUGUGGCAAUGCUUCCACGCAUGCGAGUUGACUACAGUAUGUUCAAAAAUGCACCCUCAAAUGUGGCAAAUCACUACAACAUUAAGUCCAUGCAAACUGCUCAAGAUGGCAAUUUUACUUUAUCCAAAACACAAAUUUAUCCGAUACCGAAUUGCCAAAAUUUGCUUAUAAACAUGACUUCGGGUCAUUGGGUGAAGAAGGAAAAUUUGGAAGAAUAUGCCGAUAAAAGACUUCAAAUAAUGGAAGAAGAAAAAGAAAUUUGGUACCAUUUGAAUGAGUUCUGGAAGAAGAGAAGAGUUACUAUGAGCUUUUGGAGGUCCGAUGGCAAAUGCGGAUAUAGAGUAAACCAGAAACGACCUCCGAAUAGUACGUGGCUUCUGACAGGAUCUUGGUGUGAUAAAUACAGCAGUCGUCCAUGCUGCAGUAAUGUUAAUUCUGGAUUUUGUUCGGCACCUUCAGGGAAUAAUUGUAAUUGUUACAGGUGCUACGACACAAGAAAGAUAGCCCAUGCCGAACUUAGCAAAUGGAUUACGACGGAUGCCAGAUGUACAUGGCAUUAUUAUUCUACAGAACAGGCAUGCGACAUCAUCGAAUCAUCGAAAUACAGCAAUAUUAUUUUUGCUGGAGAUUCAUUGAACCGUAACAUGUUUAGUGCGUUAAUGUCGUUGCUAACCGGAGACAUAGUUUCCGGGUCUCUACCCAGAGGGAGACUUUCCGGAAGCUGGAGAAAAAUAUGUACUGGGCCUGAAAGAUAUUACUGGAAACAAUGCCGCGAGUCGCCUAUGUAUUUAGGAUGGGGGUUAGAGAAAUAUCACGAAGGCGUAAUUAAGACGUGCAUGCAGAAUAUAAACACCGUGUUUAAAGCCAAACGUGCGUGGAUAGGAAACUUGGGCAUAUUUAAAAAAGAAGUAGAAACUAUCCUGGGUCAGAAAGGUUCACUUUUAGUUUUUGGAUGCGCAUUACAUAUUAACUGUCAACCUGAGAAGUUUGUAGAAAACUACCUUACUCUAGUAUUAGACAUGAUUAAUCAGUACUAUCGUACAAAAACGAAUGACCGCAACGAAGAGAAAUGGCCAAAGUUAAUGGUUACCUCAGCUCCGAACUCUGGCCUGAUGAAGCCAAAAAUCUUUCAAGUCUCACAGGGGAGCGAUACAUGCAGCAACUUCAAUCGUGUUGUCCGAGACACUUGUAAUAAGAUUAAAAUUCCAUUUCUUGAUUUCUUUCCAUUUACAACGGGAGUUUUUAGUUUUGAUGGAACCCAUCAUGCUUAUGACGUCAACGCAUUAAAAGUUCAACUAUUUUUAAAUUAUAUAGCUAGUGAAAAGUGAACAAAACUUAAGCAUAGUUUUUAUUAUAUAUAUAUAUAUAUAUAUUGUGAUCAUUUGUACCAUUCUUCAAUGUUUCAUUCUGCUCUAUUUAUAUAUGUGUAGGGCAUCUCUCACAGUGUUACCUGACCUAGUUGUACACAAACUUGAGGAAGCAUGAAGUAUUGUUUGUGUCCAAAGCAGAAUUUGUAGCAGAGACAACAAACAAGAAGAGGAGUCGAAAUUGAAUUAGUUUUAUCAGUGAAACUGGUGUCUUGUGUGGUCGAAGAUAUGAUAUUGUUGUUAUUCUAACUAGUUAAUAACGCCUUAUCUCGGAAUUGAAAAUAAAUUUGAACUAUUUCUA